Messenger RNA from Grammomys surdaster, 1464 nucleotides. Its product is annotated as gasdermin-D-like. The coding region runs from base 1 to 1464 and encodes 487 amino acids. Gene Ontology annotation, biological process: defense response to bacterium; pyroptotic inflammatory response. The transcript is spliced from 10 exons. Lineage: Eukaryota; Metazoa; Chordata; Mammalia; Rodentia; Muridae. Gene Ontology annotation, cellular component: NLRP3 inflammasome complex. Gene Ontology annotation, molecular function: phosphatidylinositol-4,5-bisphosphate binding; phosphatidylinositol-4-phosphate binding; phosphatidylserine binding. The record is from RefSeq and is a predicted model, not a curated record.
AUGACAUCAGCCUUUGAGAGAGCGGUCAAGAGGGUGCUCAAGGAGGUGGACCACGACAGAGGAGAUCUCAUCCCAGUGGACUGCCUUCGAAAUUCAAUCAGCUUCAAGCCUUACUGUCUCCUGAGCAGGAAACUCUCAAGCUCAUGGUUCUGUAAACCCCGUUAUACAUAUGUGAACCUGUCAAUCAAGGACAUCCUGGAACCCAUUGCUCCAGAACCAGAACCGGAGUCUAUUGGCCCCUUGAAAGUCUCUGAUGUCGUCAAUGAGAAUAUUCAGGGCAGUGUGGGGGUGACAUCACCCAUUGAAGAAGGGAGAAUUUCUGGUGAGGCUGCAGCAUCUGACAGUUCCAGUGCCUCCAUGAAUAUGUGUAUACUGCGUGUGAAUCCGAAGACCUGGGAAAACCUGAAGAGUGAAAGGCACCUGCAGCAGCCUGAGAAUACAAUCCUGCAACAGCUUCGGAGGCGUGGGGAUGACGUGUUUGUCAUCACUGAGGUGUUGCAGACAAAGAAGGAGGUGAAGAUCACCCAGACCCACAGUCAGGAGGGCUCAGGCCAGUUUAAACUGCCUCCCAUAUCCAUCCUUCAGGGUGAAGGCAAGGGCCACCAAACCCGGAAGAAGAUGGUGACUAUUCCUCCAGGCAGCGUCCUUGCAUUCCAAGUGGCCAAACUGCUCAUUGGCUCUUCAUGGGAUAUCCUUCACAUCUCAGAUGAGAAAGAGAGGACCUUUGAGCCCUCCUCAGGCCACAGAAGAGGAGUGGACCAGGAGCACCAUAGCUUUAAUCUGCUCGCUGUACUACGCUCCAUUGGUGAGAAGCUCAAAUUAAAGUCAGAUGAAAUGCCUGAGGAAGAAGAAUUCUGGGAAGACUUCCAAGGCUUUUAUACACAGGUGAAGAUUAGCUCCUUGCAACUGGAGAGCUUAGAAAUGGAGUUGAGACAACAGCUACUAGAGGACAUCGGGAGGAUUCUACAGGACCAGCUCAGCCUGGACGCCUUAGAGGCCUCACUAGAGCAGGGCCUGUGCAGUGGUGAGAAGGUGGAGCCUCUUGAGGGCCCAGCAGGCUGCAUCCUUAAGUGUCUGGUGCUAGAUUCUGGAGAGCUGGUGGUAGAACUCGCAGCCCCUAUCUUCUACCUGUUGGAAUCACUGAAUGUGCUGAGUGAAACUCAGCAGCUGCUGCUGGCUAAGGCUCUGGAGACAACAGUACUGUCAAAGCAGCUGGAGUUGGUGAAGCACAUCUUGGAACAAACCACCCCAUGGCAGGAGCAGAGGUCUGUGUCCCUGCCCUCUGGGCUACUUGGGGACACCUGGGAUGAGGAGGCUCCCACCUGGGUCUUGCUAGAAGAAUGUGGCCUAAGGCUGCAGGUGGAACCCCCACAAGUGCACUGGGACCCAACUUCUCAGAGCCCCACAUGUGCUCUCUAUGCUUCCCUGGCCCUAUUGUCUAGUCUAGGCCAGGAUCUUGAUUAG